Molecule: messenger RNA, 2903 nt
Organism: Capsicum annuum
Lineage: Eukaryota; Viridiplantae; Streptophyta; Magnoliopsida; Solanales; Solanaceae
Exons: 1
Coding region: 1079-1594 (171 amino acids)
Source: RefSeq, a predicted model, not a curated record
GGGAUUUAUCUUGCAACCCUAUAAGAAUGAUUCUUUAGGAGGUAAGAUUAAUUUUUAAUUUGAUAUCUUUGGUUUCUAUUAAAGUUAAUUAAGGAGGUGAUUAGUCAUAUACUAAUUGUUGUCUUUAGUUUCUUUGAGAUAGGGGUUUAGAUCACUUUUGAUCUAAGUUUUUGAAUUGACUCUAUUAGUAUCAUAAUUAGUCUUAAUCCACUAAUUUUAAAUACUAAGAUCAAUUAGGGUUCUUAGCACUUAACCUCGAAAUUGGGGAUUUUAUUCUCCAAUUUUGUUUAUCUUUAAUUUCUUACCUUUAAUCUUAGUAUUUUCUCUUCCGCAUUAUUUUCUUGUUUAUUAACGUAACUUGAUUCUUAUUAAGUGGUAUCAGAGUGGUUCUAUCAAGGUUCCGUUCUUGAUAAUUCUUGGGAGUUUCCUAGUAAAAAAAAAAGAGGUUGCUUUAGAUCAAGAAAUUCCAAAUUUAUUGUGUUCUUGUUUUCCAACAUCAAGGAGGAAAAAUCAAGAGGAAUUUUUUUUUUUUUAAUUGGUCUUUUGCUUGUCUCACCAAACCCAAUCCGUUUGGGAGUUGGUAAUUUUUUUUAUUUCUACAUCUUACUUCUAAGGGAUUGUUACUAGUAGGGUUAAUAUAUAAAUCCUAAAGAAAUCAGCCAAAGGUUGUAAUUUGAGUAGGAAAAGGCAAGAGGGGUGAGAUAAAAAAAAGGGCCAAAUUGAGAGUUUUUGUUUUCUUUAACUUUUGGAGAUUUCUCAAACCGGAAAGGAUACUGAUGCUGAGACUCAAAACAAUGACAUAGCCGAGGCACUUAGAAGGAUUUCCGCGCGAUUUGGUGCAUUGGAGGUCACCCACAAUCCUCCUAAUCCGGUGAACAUAGCCGAUGUAAGGAGAAUGCAUCAAAACCCGAUGCCUCAAGUUAGGAGACAAGCGGUUCGAGCUCCUCAGUUCCAACAAGAUGAGAAUCCUUUUGGCGACUAUGAGGAUGAAUUGGAGGAAGCUUACCAAAGAAGAAACGAAAGGAGAGCACCAUGAGCUAGGGUUGAAGACGACAAUCUUAGUAGCAUUAAGUUGAAGAUGCCUGCUUUCAAAGGAACAAGAGAUCCAGACUUAUAUCUUGAUUGGGAGAGAAAGGUGGAGGUUAUCUUUGACUGUCAUAACUACACUGAAGUUAAGAAAGUUAAACUUGCUGUUGUUGAGUUUUCAGACUAUGCUGCUAGUUGGUGGAAGAAAUUUAGCAGAGACAGAUUAGACAAUGGAGAGCUUCCUAUUGCAACAUGGGAUGAGAUGAGGAGGGUUAUGAGGAAGCCCUUUGUGCCAUCACACUUUCAAAGAGAUCUGCAAAAACGCCUUCAAAAUUUAAGGCAAGGCUCUAUGUUCGUGGAUGAUUAUUUUAAGGCUAUGGAUAUGGCUAUGAUCCAAGCAAAUUGUAAUGAGGACGAGGAGGCCACUAUGGCUAGGUUUCUUAAUGGGUUAAAUGGAGAAAUUUCCGAUGUAGUAGAAUUGCAACAAUAUGUUGAUUUAGACAAGUUAGUAGAGUUGGCUGUAAAGGUAGAAAAACAAAAUAAAAGGAAGCAACAAACUAGCUCAUAGAAAAAUUGGUCUACUACAACUCCAAGGAAGCCAUGGAUGUUCUACGAGGAUAAAACUAUGCCUAAAUCACAAGAUAAUAAGGGCAAAGGUAAAUUGGAAGCCAAAGAUGGAGGUAAAACUUUCAACUAAAAAACUUCUACUCCUUCUAGUGCUAUACAAUGUCACAACUGUCAAGGGAGGGGACAUAAGGCAUUUGAGUGUCCAAAUAGAAGAGUUAUCAUCAUUAAAGAUAAUGGGGAAUAUGAAAGUGAAAAAAGUGAAGAAGUAGAAGAAGUAGAAGAAGAAGAAAAGGGUGUUGGGAGUAAAGAUGGAAUAUAUGUGGUUGCUCAUAAUGAGGAAAAAUUUUUGGGGGUAGUUAGGCGUCUUAUGCACAUUGAUAUGGGAGAGCUUGAUGAGGCACAACGAGAAAAUAUUUUUCAUACACGAUGUGGGAUAAAGGGUAGAAUUUGCUCAAUGAUUAUUGACAAUGGUAGUUGUGCUAAUGUGGUGAGUACAUAUGCGGUGGAAAGAUUAGGGAUUCCAUGCAUAAAACGUAAGGGAAAUUAUAAGCUCCAAUGGUUGAAUGAAUGUGGAGAGCUCAAGGUGAGCAAACAAUGCAUGAUUUCCUUUUCUAUUGGGGAGUAUUCUGAUGAAGUUCUCUGUGAUGUACCAAUGCAAGCUUGUCAUAUUUUGAUGGGUCGACCCUGGCAAUAUGAUAGAUAUGCCAUCCAUGAUGGGAGGAGAAAUAAGUACUCUCUUGAACAUAAAGGGAAGAAGUAUAUUCUUGCAUCCUUAACUCCUUCCCAAUUGUAUGAAGACUAACAAAGAUUGAAAGAAAUAAUGGAAAAACAUAGGGAGGGAUCAACAAAAGGGAGUGAUAAAGAAGAAAGAAUUGGUGGGAGGAAAGCAUCUAAGGGUGACAAAAUGGUGUGUCUUGCGAAAGCCAAAGAGUGUUUACUUGCAAAAAAUGAGUGGAUGCCUAUUAUAGGGAGUUAUGAUCAACACUAAUGAUGGAAGAGUUGCUUGAAAAGGGGUUUGUGAGAGAAAGUAUGAGUCCAUGCUCUAUUCCUGUACUCUUGGUACCAAAAAAGGACGACACUUGGAGGAUGUGUGUGGAUUGUCGCUCUAUUGAUAAAAUAAUGGUAAAGUACCGCCAUCCUAUUCCUCGCCUGGAUGAUAUGAUUGACCAAUUGCAUGGCUCUAAGAUACAAACAACAACAACAACAAACCCAGUGUAUUCCCACUUAGUGGGGUCUGGGGGGGUAAGAUGUACGCAGUCCAUACCUCUACCUCUGAUGAGGUAGAAAGGCUGUUUCCGAAAGACCCCCGG